AUGGAUACCGCAAAGCAAGGCAAAAGCGACUACCUGCUUUCGAGAGCUAUUGAAUGGGGGCUGGCGGAUACUGUGGAACUAUUGUUAGUUUCCGGCGCAAAUCCCCAGAAUCAUGGUAUCGAUGCCCUGGAUCCCAUCCAUGGGAGAACCAACAUGGUUAACAGCGAGGAGAUUCAUUUCUCCAUUGCAGCUCAUCUCUUCCUGAAGCUGAUUCCCAUGAGCCACUACUAUUCAUCCAGAGAAGACGAUCCUUCGGCAUUUCCCAUGAGACGUGCUCGUCGUCUACGAAAAGAUGUUGGCCCGUUUAGCCCCGACGAUAUCCAGAAACCAAGCUUGACCUAG
Molecule: messenger RNA, 342 nt
Organism: Alternaria arborescens
Lineage: Eukaryota; Fungi; Ascomycota; Dothideomycetes; Pleosporales; Pleosporaceae
Exons: 1
Coding region: 1-342 (113 amino acids)
Source: RefSeq, a predicted model, not a curated record